UCAUAGUUGAGUAGGAAAGGGACGUGAGAUGGGUAGCAUUUGUUACAAUACGAAGCUGUGGUGUGGUUUUCGGAGUGGAAACUGCCCUUACAACACCAAUUGCAACUUCUCUCAUGGUAUGGAAGAACUGCGGAAGCCUCCGCCAGGGUGGGAAGACUUAUUUGCAUCACAAGAGCUUCCACUUCAACCACCUAGUGACACUGGCGGUCAAAGGGCAUUGGAAGCUGCCACGGGAUCGACGGAUUCGGUUUGCAACCUUGAAUGCUCGCUCUUUGAAAGGGAAACUAGGUUGUGUAAGAAAUGGGAUUAUACAGGUCAGUGUCUUAUUGAAGAUAAAUGUCAUUUUGCCCACGGUUCUGAUGGAGAGCUUGUAGGUAAAACACCCUUACAAGGUAUAUAUCGUACUCAAACCGAAUAACCUCAGAGGAUGAUUUGUCUCUUGUUAUCCAAGUCCAAGUCCUUUUUACGCCUGUCGUAAACAUUCCCGAAUAGGAAAAGUUUUGAAUAUGCCUUUGAAAUUGGUUUUUACAUCAAGGCCAAUGGAAUUGCUCAGACAGAUAUACAUGAUGCGUAUUCGUUCUCAUGCAAGUAUGUCUUAGAAUGUUUGCAAACAUCAUGACUAUUUGUGUGCAGCAUCCACCUUA
Messenger RNA from Physcomitrium patens, 644 nucleotides. The record is from RefSeq and is a predicted model, not a curated record. NCBI's taxonomy places the organism in Eukaryota, Viridiplantae, Streptophyta, Bryopsida, Funariales, Funariaceae.